Molecule: messenger RNA, 1071 nt
Organism: Trichomonas vaginalis G3
Lineage: Eukaryota; Parabasalia; Trichomonadida; Trichomonadidae
Product: Ankyrin repeat family
Exons: 1
Coding region: 1-1071 (356 amino acids)
Source: RefSeq, a predicted model, not a curated record
AUGGCAGCAGCUUCCAGAACACUCAGAAUGCGUCCAUAUGCCCAACUUAUCAAAGUACUCAUAGCAGAAUUCCCUGAAUUCAAGGAAGUCAUGUUCCAAAAUUUAAUUUUCCUCUUUCCACCUGAUCAUGUCUCUAAUCAUCACAUGGUCAAUGCAUUUAUUAGAUGUUGCAUAAGAGAAAAGAUUUUCGAUAUUAAGCAAAUUUUGUCUUUCAUUGAUCUCUUAUUCGAAAAGAAUUGUCGUAUGCAUCUUAGCGAAUUUCUUGUUAGUUUCAUUACUGAAGUCAAUCAAUACAAUCCAAAGUUAAUACCAAAGUUUUUAGAAUAUAGAGAUCCCUGGGCAAUGACGUUUUCUGCCAUUUCUUCGGCCUUCAAAGUCAAAUCAAAGGAAGAAUUACAGAGUUACGUAGAUAAAGGCUACUAUCCAGGUACAGCAGAAGCUGCAAUUAUUGAAGAUAAUAUUGAAGCUUUGAUAAUGUUAGCGAAAGAUAAAAAUUUCAACCUUUUCGAUGGUGGCUACAAAUCGCAAAUGUCAGUUUAUAAUAACGACGUUCCAAAUUUCUCUCUUUUGAACAUGGCGGCUUACUUAGGUUCUAUUAAAUGUUUUAAGUUUAUAUACCAAUUUGUUGUUAAACAGAAACCAGAUGGUCUCUUGGCGUCGGCUUGUGCUGGUGGAAAUUUUGAGAUCAUUCAUUUGGCCGAGGAAAGAGACAAAGAUUAUAUUCAAUCCCUUUACUAUGCUGCCAAAUUUAAGCAUGUAAAUGUUUUUAUGUGGCUUCUAGAAAGAUCUGGCAAACUUGAUUUGAAGAUUAUCUGGAAUCUCCUUGCUUUAGGCGGUACAUACAAUAUUUAUUUCAUCGCAACUUCAUUUUCCAAGUAUUGCACAGCUGCUGACUUUUCAGAAUUUUCCAAUAUGCCAACAUGGAGAAGCGCCAUCCUUCAUGGCAAUGAAGCUUUUGCACUUCUUAUAAUAUCUGAGAAGCCGGGGCUUUUGAAGUAUAUGUACCACUCUUUGACCCCAUUUGCGAAAAGCCUUGUUAGAAAGUACUUUAAGCAACUUAAGAAUAAAUAA